AUCCAUGAUGAUGAUGUUGGAAAGGAUGUUCUCCGAGGCAGUGAAAAGACUUCUUGAUCGAGGUGCAAAUGCCUCUGUUUUAAAGUGGAAUAUAAUAUUGUUAUAUUAUGCAAUAAUAGCAUAUUUCUCUCAUUUCUGUCCUAACAUAUGUACAGAAUGUGCAAAUAUGUGAGGUUUUCUUCCCCAUUGUGUGUGUUUUCUGUGCAUAACUUUUUGUGGUUUAAUUUUGAGCUGCUCACACACACUUACACUGAAAAAUGAAACGGUUGCGGUUUAGUGUGUGUAUCUGAUUAAAAGUGAGAUUCUAGAUGUCCUCACCUUAACCAGGCUGCAGUUUCGUUUCUCUUUCUUUUUUCCUCUGUUAUUCACUUGCUUGCUUCUUUCUCACACACACACACAUACAUAUAAAGGAUGUAUGGCACCUGAUUUGAAGACCAGAAGGUUCUGCCAGGUAACAAUCAUUGCACUGACGAUCAUUUCAGAGGUGUUGUUGAGGUGACAUCUGGCUGCAGGGUGCUGAUUCGGAGCGGCUGGUAAUGACUGCGAGAUCAAAGCGCUGAGUUUAACGGCACAGAGACGCCGUCACAUCACUGACAGAGAGGAGGCGGCUUUUGUGUCUGAAUCAGCAGAGAUUUGCAGAUGAGGUGCCACUGUUGUCUUUCCAAGUGAAGCCGAGAUGCUGUUGAGAGAUUGAAGUCUGAAGUUGGACCUAAAGCCAAGACGAGUUUCAUUUGGAUCGAAAGUAAUGGAGGCUUGGUUUGGGCGAGGCUAAGGUGACUCUCCUCAUCUCUCCUCCUUUACACGCUCUUGCCCUCCUCUCAUUAAUUCGAGAGGAGGGGUACAUUACCUCCUGUAUCGCCCUUGACAGGAAACAGUGGUUAUUCUCAAACAUAAAGAGGGAAAUACUCCGAUUUUACCGAGUGAUCAACUGCUGAUGAAGUCCUGCCAGACACUGAAGGAGGAGGUGUCCGGCCCGGAGAUGAUGUCUCAAGAGGAGGGGCAAAUGACUCAACCCUCCCAAACAUACUUCCACAACACCUCACAGUCACAGAUGCCCUCUGACCUAAACCCCCAUCCUGCCCCGACUCAACCGUUCUACCAGGAAGGGUCCGGAGCAGCUGCGACGAAGAGUGGAAACUGUGGGACGUCUGAGGAUUCUGAAGCUGAAGAGGGAGCAGGGGCGGAGGACGAAUUCAAACGAGGACAGAUCAUUGUAGAGGUCAACCUCAAUAACCAGACCCUGCACGUGUCCAAAGGAGACGACGCAGCAAAUGCAAACACCGUGGGAGACGACAAGAGCAAUAGUGAGGAAGAGGAGGUAGAAGAGGAGGAGGAGGAGGAGGAAGAAGAGGAGGACGAUGACGACAGUGUUGAAGAUGACUACAGUGCUGAGGAGGAUCUGGAUGAGGAGGAUCAAGAUGAUGAGGAAGAGGAAAACGACAGUCGGCGAACAAGAGCGCAGCGGGCGCACAGGAGUCGAGCCGCAGCUCCGCCACAGCGAAAGAGUCGCCGCGUAGCCACUUCAUCAACUGGGAGCGGAACCACUGGGACGACCGGCGUUACGACCAGGGGGCGGAGGAAGAAUGCUGAGGGCCCGCCCCAAAAGCGUAGACCUGCCAAGGAGCCCAAAAGCUCCGCCUCCUCCACCUCAGGAGCGACAGUCGCGGGAGGAGGAGGAGGGGCCAAGGGAGAGGGUGAGGAGAAAGAGACGCUAGCGUGUGAAAAAUGUCCACGUGUGUUCAACACCCGCUGGUACCUGGAGAAGCACAUGAACGUGACGCACAGACGCAUGCAGAUCUGCGACAAGUGCGGGAAGAAGUUCGUGCUGGAGAGUGAACUGGCUCUUCACCAGCAGACAGACUGCGAGAAGAACAUCCAGUGUGUGUCAUGCAGUAAGUCCUUUAAAAAACUGUGGUCCCUCCACGAGCAUAUUAAGAUUGUCCAUGGCUUUGCCGAGAAGAAGUUUGCCUGCGAUAUUUGUGAGAAGAAAUUCUACACCAUGGCUCAUGUCCGUAAGCACAUGGUCGCUCACACAAAGGACAUGCCGUUUACCUGUGAAACCUGUGGCAAGUCUUUUAAGCGCAGCAUGUCACUGAAAGUGCAUUCACUGCAGCAUUCGGGAGAGAAGCCCUUCCGUUGUGAGAACUGCGACGAGAGGUUCCAGUACAAAUACCAGCUGCGGUCUCACAUGAGCAUCCAUAUAGGACACAAGCAGUUUAUGUGCCAGUGGUGUGGCAAAGACUUCAACAUGAAACAGUAUUUCGACGAGCACAUGAAGACACACACAGGUGAGAAGCCGUUCAUCUGUGAGAUCUGUGGGAAGAGUUUUACCAGUCGGCCCAACAUGAAGCGGCACCGGCGCACGCACACGGGGGAGAAGCCAUACCCUUGCGAAAUCUGCGGCCAGCGUUUCCGCUUUUCCAACAUGCUCAAGGCGCACCGAGAGAAAUGCUUCCGGGUCACCAGCCCGGUCACCCUUCAGCCUGCCAGCAUGGCACUUCCCAUUCACCUUACCGGCCACACCCCUUCUUCAAGCCACACCCUUAGCCCAACCCAGCCCACUCAGUCGACGCCUGUGGGCCCCGUAAUGAUCAGUCCUGCCACGGCCGGGCCCCUGCCACAACGGGUGGUCACCGCCCAUGGCUUCUCUCAUUUGCACAUGCAGACGGUGCCCGUGCAACAUCACCCCGCACACACUCACACUCCUGUCCAUCACACAGGACACGCCCCCAUGACGAGCCACGCCCCUCAGCAGAUCUCAGUGCAGUCUUCUGUCCUGCCCCCUCCCCCCGCCCUGUUCAAGAGCGAGCCAAUAAACCACUGCGCGCACGAGGACUCGUACCUGCGACAGGGCGCCGCUCCGCAACACCACUGAAACACAGUGUCUCGUACACAAACUCACUAAUGUGAAAUCAGCAGACGGAUGGACAACAUGCAUCUAAUUCUCACAGGAAUCAGAAAGCUGGAACUCAGUCAAAUGCAAUGAAAUGUGUGUGUGUGUGUGUGUGUGUGUGUGUGUGUGUGUGUGUGUGUGUGUGUGUGUGUGUGUGUCUGAGAUACAGAACUGAUACUACAAAGCAACUUGCCACUAGCACUCGUGACCAAACUGGACUGAUCUCUGUGAACUGAUCUCUAUAACACAAGCGCAAACUUCCUAAAGCAUUACUCUGAUUCACUUCACCUCGCUACAAACUCCUUCAUAACGAUCAAAACAAUGGGCCGCUGUGAUUUCAGUGGCCAAAAACGUGGAUCUCUCUCUCUCUCUCUCUAACUCUUUAUCAACUCAGCUGCUGUUGCAAAGGUUCUACGGGUUCAAGCGUUCACAGGUUAAAGGUCUAGAUUUCAAAAUAUUGCAGUGUAACCUCUUUAGAAAUGCAGGUCUUCCAGACAAAGGAAAAUGUUCCUGUUCUACAUAACAAAUCAAAUACAAGUCAUUACACAAAAAAUAGCCUACAGCACUUAGUAGUCUGAAUGACUGAAACGUAUCUGUUGCCUGAUUGUGGUUGUCAGCGAUUUUAUUCAGAUAUUGUAGUUUUCUCUCUUUUCUCUUUCGUUUUUUUUUUUUUUUCAUCAAAUAAAAUACAAAUAUGCUUACUGGGUAAUGCCUGUAGCUCUCCGGCUCAUUCUGUCGGAGAUCGAGACUGUUAAGGAAGACCAAUGCUGUGAUUGUGUCAUAGGAAGACUGCAACUAAAGGCGAAUUUAUUAGUUUUACUGUAUGUUCUAUACAACCUAACUCACUUACCGAUAUUUUUAUUUGUAUAAAGUAGAUGCUCUGUGAGACUUUUUAAAAAGAAAAUCGGAUUUCUAUGUUGAAUUGAGAUGCGUGCUUGUGAGAGUCUGUAUGUUGGGUUAGAAAAUGCAGAAAGAGUUUGUUUUUAAUCAUAUAUUCAACCGAAUGUAGGAGCGGAGUGUGUGUGUGUCUCUGAAUGAUCUUUUGUCUGUGGUGAUGGUAUCAAAAGCUGCUUUUUAGUUGCUCUCUGUCUUUUCCUGGUACAUGAUUCUUUAUCAUGCCGAUGAUUAGUGUGAGUGAGUGUUAGAUAGUGACAUUAGGAGCAGCACAGAUAAAGUGAAAGACUUGAGUCAAUCAGACUCGGCUGACUGAUUGAUUGUCAAAUAUUUUUGUUCUGGCUCAUUAUACAAAGGCAUCUGUCCUCUGCACUUUACUGCCAAGUAAGAGGUUUGCGCAACUGACAAAGAAUUGUUAUGUGUCUGACAUGUGAAAGAUGGCUGGCUGUUGGAAAAUGGGGAGAAUCACAAGGGGAUUUGGUCAGGAUUCUUUGUUUUACGUCAGAGAACUGCAGUUUGUGCCAUAAGAAGUUGUGUUUUGCCUUCAUGCCCCUCCCUUUUCACCUCUUAUUAGUUCAGGUGGCUGUCAAUCAUAUGCUUUUUUUAUUCUUUAACUCAUUGUGUUUUGUGCUACUUGUCUGAUUCUCUCCAUUCUCCAUCAGUUGAUGGAAUGCACUUUCUAAUAAAACCUUGCUAGAUAAGAAAAAUAAGCAGACCAUAAUAAUGUUUAUUCUUGUGAGCUGUUUUUACUCCAAUCUCUUCUCAGCUAGUAUGUUUCAACUUCUCUACCCUCUGGACUUCAGCAGUGUUUUAUUGUUAGCGUUGUGUCUGGUACAGAAACAUCUGACCUUCGUUGAGAUCUGUUUUGUAUUGCUUUCCUGUUUUUGACACACCAUGACCGACUUGCAUUAAUGUUGGGCCUUUUUUAUAUUGUUCAUUUAACACUUUCUGCUAACUUUAAAGAAGUAAAAUUGAAUUAGCCACGAGCACAACUCGCUUGUCUGAAUUUGUGUAUGAGUGCAUUGUAAUCGUGUUUGGGCGAGACUAAAAGCAGUACGGGAAGUGGGGCAUUUUUAAUGACUAGAAAGGGCCUGUUUUGUGAGUAUGACCUCAAUCUCUUUAUACCUUUGUCCUUGUUUUGUAAAGAUUAGAUAAAGUUAUAUGCAAGUGUA
Molecule: messenger RNA, 4959 nt
Organism: Carassius auratus (goldfish)
Lineage: Eukaryota; Metazoa; Chordata; Actinopteri; Cypriniformes; Cyprinidae
Gene: znf652
Product: zinc finger protein 652
Exons: 7
Coding region: 935-2875 (646 amino acids)
Biological process (GO): regulation of transcription by RNA polymerase II
Cellular component (GO): nucleus
Molecular function (GO): DNA-binding transcription activator activity, RNA polymerase II-specific; RNA polymerase II cis-regulatory region sequence-specific DNA binding
Source: RefSeq, a predicted model, not a curated record